AUGGAGUCAAGAGAUAUUUCAUAUUAUAGCUCGCCUGCCAAAACUUACAAUACACCGGUGAACCGCACGUCAAGAGUUUCAGUUAACCAAAACAGUCAGUCAUCUCCUUUCGAUUCUUUUAAACCCGCGGAAUAUGUCUUGAACAAUUUAGGACCCGCACCAGGAGAAGAAAAGAUUUAUGAAAAAUUUGUUAAACAAAAGGCUCAAAAU
Molecule: messenger RNA, 210 nt
Organism: Racocetra persica
Lineage: Eukaryota; Fungi; Glomeromycota; Glomeromycetes; Diversisporales; Gigasporaceae
Source: the annotation of a GenBank genome assembly